Daldinia vernicosa is the source of this 1224-nucleotide messenger RNA. RefSeq names its product RNA polymerase II transcription mediator complex subunit 9-domain-containing protein. Bases 456 to 959 code for a protein of 167 amino acids. The record is from RefSeq and is a predicted model, not a curated record. Gene Ontology annotation, molecular function: transcription coregulator activity. Gene Ontology annotation, biological process: regulation of transcription by RNA polymerase II. NCBI's taxonomy places the organism in Eukaryota, Fungi, Ascomycota, Sordariomycetes, Xylariales, Hypoxylaceae. Gene Ontology annotation, cellular component: mediator complex. The transcript has a single exon.
AGAAAUGAGCUUAGACUAUCAAACUGAAACCAUACGUUUUAUUAAUCUUGAAGAUCAGUAGGUUAUCACCUGGAGGUGGCCGGAUAACCCCACCAUGCCGAAACUACCUAAUGUGCAGAGGUGAAUUUGAACUUGACGUCAAUGAGCAAACCCCACAUAUCGGAUGGAUCAGCUCAGAUCUCCGAUCCGUUGGAACGCGGUCCGCCUUGUACAUAAUACAACACCAAUAGUCAAAUCAUCGUUGACGAAACAAUUGACAAUCACGUCUAACUCUAUUAAUAGGGUUUAAGGCUGAUUUCAGCUGCCCCUUCGCCAUCAAGGUUCACUUUUACGUAAACUAAGUCCUCUCAAUUCUGAAUGUCUUUGUCCUUAGCCAAACCCCCAAACUUCAUAUUCAACUUUACAUUUUUCGAUCAAGACAUCACGUCACAUUCACACCCACAUUCGCAUUUACAAUGGCAUCGACAACAGCACCGCCCAAGACCCAAGUCCUCGCCAUGCCCGACGGCCUAAACCCCGACACCCUCGACACCCUAACCGAGCUCGCCGUACUCCUCAACCGCCUGCGCACCCCCUCCAGCACCGCAACAGGCAACACGCCCGCGCCCACGCCCUCCCAACAACCCCCUCCCCCUCCAUCAUCAUCCCACCGCCAUCCGCACUCGCAGAACCAGCAGUCCCAGGCGCAGACCAACAACGGCGCCACGACCACCACCAACACGGGCGAGCUGGCCCUCAAGGAGAUCCCGCCUGCCGCCGACGUCCUCAAGCACCGGUUCCAGCGCGCGCGCGUGCUGAUCCGCGGUCUGCCCGAUAUGAACCGUACUAUACCCAACCAGGAGGCCGAGAUCGCGGCGCUGGAGGCGAGGCUCGCGCGCCAGCGGGAUAUGCUGGAUAAGCUGCGCGAGAUGGGCGCGCAGUUGGCGGCGCAGCAAGACGAUAGGAUGAUUACGGAUUGAGUGAGCGAGUGGUGGUAAUGGGGCAGGCGGGAAAGCUAAAACGGGAAAGUGGCUAACUACGGGUUGGUUGGUUGGUUGGUUGGUUAGUUUAUCGUUAGAUAUGCGCGAUGCAAAAGCUACUGUAUACUCGCAUUGGCGUGGAGUUUCGGCGUUCAGGCUAUUUCACGAUGCGGUACGGUACGGUACGAUACCACGAGGAAGCGUUAGGAAGACCAGGUGUGGGAAUACGGGGAGGGUUAAUAAUUCAUAGGAAUCGUAUAUAUUA